AUCGAAACCAAUCACCGUCCCGUGUUUCCUGCUCGCGCGCGAGAGAGAGUGCAUUCCUGAGUGUUUGCUGUCUGCUUCGGGCAUUCAACAAUGGCGACCGUGAUGCAGAAAAUCAAAGACAUAGAGGACGAGAUGGCUAGGACCCAAAAGAACAAAGCUACUGCUCAUCAUCUUGGCUUGCUUAAGGCUAAGCUUGCAAAGCUACGGAGGGAACUUCUUGCACCCCCAUCUAAAGGAGGUGGUGGUGCUGGAGAAGGUUUCGAUGUUACAAAAAGUGGAGAUGCAAGAGUUGGUCUAGUGGGUUUCCCUUCCGUUGGAAAAUCCACACUUUUAAACAAGUUAACAGGAACUUUUUCAGAGGUUGCUUCAUAUGAAUUCACCACCUUGACUUGUAUCCCUGGUGUGAUCAUGUAUCGAGGAGCUAAGAUUCAGUUGUUGGAUCUUCCUGGUAUUAUUGAGGGUGCCAAGGAUGGAAAGGGUAGAGGCAGGCAGGUUAUCAGUACUGCUAGGACCUGCAACUGUAUUCUAAUUGUCCUUGAUGCAAUUAAGCCGAUAACUCACAAACGCUUAAUUGAGAAAGAACUUGAGGGAUUUGGUAUCAGGUUAAACAAGGAGCCACCUAAUCUGACAUUCAGGAAGAAAGACAAGGGUGGAAUUAAUUUUACCUCAACAGUUGCAAACACACAUCUGGAUCUUGAAACUGUAAAGGCAAUAUGCAGUGAAUACAGAAUGCACAACGCUGAUGUCAAUCUCAGAUUUGACGCAACUGCUGAUGACCUUAUAGACGUCAUUGAGGGCAGUAGGGUGUAUAUGCCUUGCAUCUAUGUUGUAAACAAAAUUGAUCAGAUUACACUGGAAGAGCUGGAGAUUCUGGAUAAACUUCCUCACUACUGUCCAAUCAGUUCUCACCUGGAAUGGAACCUUGAUGGUUUGCUGGAAAAGAUAUGGGAGUAUCUUAAUUUAACUCGCAUAUACACAAAGCCCAAGGGGUUGAAUCCAGAUUAUGAGGAUCCUGUUAUCCUGUCGUCCAAAAGGAGGACAGUUGAGGAUUUCUGCAAUCGAAUUCACAAGGAUAUGCUUAAGCAAUUCAAAUAUGCAUUGGUUUGGGGUUCAAGUGCGAAACACAAGCCACAAAGAGUAGGCAAGGAGCAUGAACUUGAAGACGAAGAUGUUGUGCAGAUUAUUAAGAAAGUGUGAUAACAGAACCAGCCACUUCACAUCAGAUUGCAGUCCAUAUUCUUCUGAGAGGUAUAUGUGAUGUUGGGUCGAGCUUUCCUGAUUCGCUAAGAUUGCCCUUGCCCUUGCCCUUGCCCUUGUGCUAGGAUAUAUUUAGGUUUUACAAGAUACAGCUCGAUGUAUAAUUAUGCCAUUUUGUGGUCAAAGCUCUUGAGAAUAAUCUAUUUUCUGGCAUGGUUCAUGCAAGUUCUUACC
Messenger RNA from Diospyros lotus (date-plum), 1431 nucleotides. RefSeq names its product developmentally-regulated G-protein 3. Bases 91 to 1197 code for a protein of 368 amino acids. Gene Ontology annotation, molecular function: GTP binding; GTPase activity. Gene Ontology annotation, biological process: cytoplasmic translation. NCBI's taxonomy places the organism in Eukaryota, Viridiplantae, Streptophyta, Magnoliopsida, Ericales, Ebenaceae. The transcript is spliced from 10 exons. The record is from RefSeq and is a predicted model, not a curated record. Gene Ontology annotation, cellular component: cytoplasm.